AUGUUGCAGGCUGGUUUACUAGAGCUUGAUGUUGAAGAGGCCAGCAGAGGCUCUAAUCCAGUGUCUCAACACUUUAUGUACCAGCGCACCGCUGCUUAUGUGAAAGACCAAACCAGCAGAAUAGGUGGAUCGCCUAGCAAAAUUAGUGACAUUGUUGCCCCCAUAGGCCCACACCUAAAUGAACCAUCACAACAUAGUAAAGGAGAGGAUGUUAAGCCUACACAGUCCUACUCACUUAAAGGCCUUGCUCAAACACAAGCUGCUGUUUCUACCCAAACUACGCCUCACCACACAUUAAAGGCUCCUCGACCUGGUACACCAGCACCGCCGUGGACUCUCAAUAAGCAGUCUCCAUUCUCUGCUUAUCAGCCUAACCAAGGUACGCCCUAUGAAGCCAGUUACCACAACCCUCAAACAACUAACGAUCUGGCUAAAUAUCUUGCCCGCAGUAACUUAGUGACAUCAGGCCUCACAACAUUCGACGAUCAACCAAUGAAUUAUUGGGCUUGGAAAACGUCCUUCCUAAGUGCUAUUGCUGGUCUGGAUCUGUCUGUUGGAGAAGAACUCGACCUGCUCUGCAAAUAUCUGGGAAAAGAGUCAUCAGAUCAGGUGAGGAGAAUCAAGGCCGUCAACAUCAGACACCCUGACGCUGGACUAAUGAUGGCCUGGGAGAGGCUUGAGGAAAUAUACGGCUCACCUGAGGUUAUUGAACAGGCUCUCUUUGACAAGCUGGAAAGCUUCACCAUACUGACCAACAAAGACCCAAAACGACUCAGAGAGUUAGCAGACCUGCUGUUAGAGCUUGAGGCUGCUAAGAGAGAUGGCUCCCUCCCAGGUCUGUCAUAUUUGGAUACUUCCAGAGGGGUUAAGCCCAUCAUCGAAAAACUCCCAUACAACAUCCAAGAAAAGUGGAUAUCUUAUGGUUCAAGAUACAAACGUGAUCAUCAUGUCAGUUUCCCACCUUUCUCUGUCUUUGCAGACUUUGUUCGUACAGAGGCAAAAGCUCGUAAUGAUCCCAGCUUCAACCUCUCCACGACAGUUCCUAUGGAGAAAAAGAGUACGUGGGAGAAAUUCACGAAGAUGCCUGUAUCUGUUCACAAGACACAAGUGUCGUCUGCUGACAGAUAUGAAAGCAGAGAGGAUAAGAAGCUAACAGACCCAAACAACCAUUGUCCUCUACAUAAGAAACCACACCCUCUGAAGAAAUGCAGAAGCUUUAGAGAAAAGAGUCUAGAGGAACGCAAACAGCUCUUAAAGGAACAUUCCUUCUGCUUCCGGUGCUGCUCCUCUACUGGUCAUCUCGCUAGAAACUGCACGGCUGAGGUGAGAUGUAUAGAAUGUGGGAGCACGGGUCACGUGUCAGCACUACACCCAGGACCAGCAGUCUGGAAACCUAAGCCCUCUCCUCCCUCUUCAGAGCACGGCGGGGAGGAAGACAAAGAAGACCAUCAGGUCACAUCAAGGUGCACACAAGUGUGUGGUGAAGGUGUUAGCGCACGAGCAUGCUCAAAAAUAUGCCUUGUAAGUGUGUAUCCAGCUGGUCGCUCGGAAGAGGCCAAGAAAAUGUAUGCAAUACUGGACGAGCAGAGUAAUCAUUCCUUGGCACGCUCUGAGUUCUUCAAUGUUUUCAAAAUCACAGGGCCUUCCUUCCCUUACACACUGAAAACAUGCGCUGGACUAACUCAGACAACAGGGAGAAGAGCUAGUGGGUUCACAGUGGAAUCAGCAGACAAAAAGUUAAGCUUUCCUUUGCCUACACUUUUAGAGUGCAACCAAGUUCCCAACAACCGCUCCGAAGUCCCUACGCCAAAUGCAGCUCAUCACCAUGCUCACCUGAAGUGCAUCGCCGACGAAAUACCACCUCUCGAUCCUAACGCUGACAUACUCUUCUUGCUGGGCAGAGACAUUCUCAGGGUCCACAAGGUUCGUGAGCAGAUAAGUGGUCCAGACAACGCACCGUUCGCCCAAAGGCUGGACCUGGGAUGGGUUGUCGUUGGUGACGUGUGUCUAGCAGGUGCUCACAAACCACUAGAGGUGAACAGUUACAAGACGUCUAUCUUGGAGAAUGGUCGUACUAGCCAUCUGCAGCCAUGCAACAACCAAAUCAAGAUAAGAGAAAUCUUCAAUCAAGCCCCUGACUACACACAUCAUCCAGCACUGACCUCUAAGUUCAGCACAGCAACACAUGAUGCAGACAGUCUGGGUCAAACCAUCUUCACGCGAACUGCCAACGACCACAAACUAGCACCAUCCGUAGAAGAUAUGAAGUUUCUUAAGAUCAUGGAAGCAGAGUUUCAUCAAGACAGCUCGAAGAGCUGGGUGGGACCACUACCUUUCCGGUUACCAAGACAGAGGCUGCCUAACAAUAGGAAACAAGCACAAGAUCGUCUUGCCUCAUUGAGACGCACGCUGGAAAAACGGCCACAGAUGAAAGCCCACUUUCUAGAGUUCACAGCAAAACAAAUACGGUCUGACUGCGGCACUAACUUCGUUGGCGCUUCUCGAGAGUUGCAAAUGAAGACUACAGAUCCCAGUGGCAACAACGUGGAGAAGUACCUGAGCACGCAGAACUGCACAUGGGUGUUCAACCCGCCACAUGCGUCCCACAUGGGUGGGGCAUGGGAACGGAUGAUUGGCAUCGCUCGUCGCAUUCUUGACUAUCUGCUGCUUGAACAGAAGAAGUCUUCUUUGACGCAUGAAGUUCUGCUUACGCUCAUGGCUGAGGUGACAGCAGUCAUCAAUGCUAGACCUCUCAUUCCAGUAUCUUCAGAUCCAGAGUCACCUCUCAUCCUCACCCCAGCAAUGCUCUUGACCCUCAAAACAGGCUCUACACCACCUCCUCCAGGUAACUUUGAAGAGGCAGACCUCUUUAAAGAGCAGUGGAAGCAAGUUCAGAGCCUGGCGGACACCUUUUGGAGUAGGUGGAGAAAAGAAUAUCUCAAGACUCGUCACAAGUGGCGGUCUAAGAGGUCAAACCUUCAAGAGGGGGACAUUGUUCUCCUGAAAGACAAUCAGGCUCAGAGAAACGAAUGGCCUAUGGCCACCAUCACAAAGACAUUCCCAGGAAGGGAUGGACUGGUUCGUAAGAUCGAGGUAGAGAUCUCCAAGGACAAGACCAAAAGGAUCUUUUCUCGUCCUGUUACAGAAGUGGUCCUGCUUCUGUCUCCAAAGACUGAUUCUUGUUGAUUGAUCUGGGGUUUAAAAACCCCAGGCGGGGAGUGUUCUGUCCUUGAUGUGUGUUUUUGGUGUAUAUCUGUCGUAUAUGUGUUUUCUUGGCUGUGUUUUGGCACCACCUUGUGGUGGUUGUUUGACACUGCUGCUUUCUAGUGGUUUAUUCGAUUCCUGUUGCUCCACGUGUAGCUUGGGUUGUUUCAUGAACGGACGUCUGGUCUCCAUGGGCUGUGCUUCGUAUUUCCCGCUGGUUCACGCAUCGUCUUUUCACCAAGUAAAGAGACUUCAGUAAAACUGACAACUGUGCUGGAGUUUUCUUUCAAACGGUUUAACUGGAUGGAUAGCUAGCUCAGUGCUAGUGAGACCCUUAC
This is a messenger RNA of Trematomus bernacchii (emerald rockcod), 3542 nucleotides long. RefSeq lists its product as uncharacterized. NCBI's taxonomy places the organism in Eukaryota, Metazoa, Chordata, Actinopteri, Perciformes, Nototheniidae. The transcript is spliced from 2 exons. Gene Ontology annotation, molecular function: nucleic acid binding. The record is from RefSeq and is a predicted model, not a curated record. Bases 1 to 3186 code for a protein of 1061 amino acids.